AUGACUGUCUCGCCCGUCUUUGAACUCGUACGUCUCCGUCUCUGACCCUGCUGGGAUGUCAAACCUCCCCCGAUGAGGCGGUGAACGCGUCCGCGGAGAUCCCAAUCUAUCGACGCGCCGCAACGUGUCCGAGCAGUUUGAGCUGAGCCAACUCAUGUCCCGUCCCUUGUGGAUUCGUGCAGGUCUGCGGCGCCCAGAGUUACGACUGGGGCAAGCUUGGUAAAGUGAGUCAACCCCGGCGUCCAGAGCAGUGCAUAUAUGAAAUGCAGUCUGAUCCUGGCGCGCCGAUGGUCAUCUGCAGGACGGCUCCAAGGUCUCGCAGUUCGCUCAGGGCUUGCCCGACUUCAAGUACGACGAGGACAAGCCUUAUGCCGAGGUUCGUCACGGAACGAGUAUAAAUGAACAUGCAUAAACAGUUCGGAAGCUGAUGAUGUACCGAUGCUCCGUCAGCUCUGGAUGGGCACCCACCCGUCGUGCCCCUCGACCCUGCUCGAGACUAAGGAGAACCUCAAGCAAUACCUCAAGCAACACCCCGAACUGCUCGGUGAGAAUGUCGUCAAGCAUUUUGGUGACGACUUGCCCUUCCUCUUCAAGGUGCGUUUUGCCGUUUGAUGUGGCAGAUACCCCAGGAACGGAUGUCUGGCCCCACGCUGACCUCGGUGUUCGAUCGUCUCAUGCUCAGGUGUUGGCGAUCCGAAAGGCGCUCAGUAUUCAGGCCCACCCCGACAAGAAGCUUGCCAAGAAGCUUCACGAUGAGCGGUCCGACAUCUACAAGGGUCAGUCCCGAGGCAGGCGUAUCGCUGCUCGAAUCACUGCAAAUUGCUGACUCGCGACUUGGCUUUUCUCGAUCCAGACCCCAACCACAAGGUGAGUCAGUUCAAACACACGAUAUGGUAAUCUUUUCAGACUAGCACCUAAUCCUUUGAUUAUGCGUACUCAGCCCGAGAUGGCCGUUGCUCUGACUCCCUUCUCUGGCUUCUGCGGGUUCCGACGGCCCUCCGAGAUCGCAUCGUUUCUCUCCAGCGUCCCCGAGUUUGCUUCGGUUGUCGGGGACAAGGUUGCGGAAUCGUUCCGAUCCAAGUUCGGUGACAACGCGUCCCCUUCCGAGGAGGACAAGAAAUCCGGUCUCAAGGAUCUCUUCUCGGCCUUGAUGAAAGCCGACGAGGCCAACGUGAAGACCCAGGUCGAAAAGCUGGUCGAGCGUCUCGCCAAGGAGAAGAACCAGACGGAGGAGACUCGUUUGGUCGCCACCCUCAAUAAAGACUUCCCCGGAGAUGUCGGCAUCUUCUGCACCUUCUGCCUCAACAUUGUUCGCCUCAAACCGGGAGAAGCUGUCUUCCUCAAGGCGAAUGAACCCCAUGCCUACCUCGACGGAGGUGUGUGGACAGCUCCCGUUGCAGCGCCAGGUUUUGUUUGCUGACAAUCGCGCGUCAUACUGAUCCAGACAUCAUGGAGUGCAUGGCCACCUCCGACAACGUCGUCCGAGCCGGUUUGACCCCCAAGCUCCGAGAUGUCCCCACCUUGACGACGAUGUUGACCUAUACCUCUUCGCCGCCGUCCGAGCAAAUCCUCCCCCCCGUCAAGUUCCGCUCGACGCAACACACGACCUUGUACGACCCCCCGAUCGAGGAGUUCUCUGUUUUGUUGACCGUGCUUGAGCAAGGUCAAACAGAGAAGUUCGAGCCGAUCGAUGGCCCGAGCAUCUUGAUCUUCACUGAAUUGCAAGGUGAUGCAUCGGCUGAGUUGAAGGUCGGCCAAGAGAAGGGAAGCGACGUAACGAGGACGGGUCAAGUGUUCUUUAUUGGUGCGGGCGUGGAAGCUGAGAUUGAGGCGACGGGUGGUAAGGUCGUGGCUUACAGGGCUUUCGUCGAGGCGCCUUGA
Molecule: messenger RNA, 1881 nt
Organism: Microbotryum saponariae
Lineage: Eukaryota; Fungi; Basidiomycota; Microbotryomycetes; Microbotryales; Microbotryaceae
Source: the annotation of a GenBank genome assembly